Molecule: messenger RNA, 2464 nt
Organism: Calidris pugnax (ruff)
Lineage: Eukaryota; Metazoa; Chordata; Aves; Charadriiformes; Scolopacidae
Gene: ECE1
Product: endothelin converting enzyme 1
Exons: 17
Coding region: 200-2464 (754 amino acids)
Biological process (GO): peptide hormone processing
Cellular component (GO): plasma membrane
Molecular function (GO): metalloendopeptidase activity
Source: RefSeq, a predicted model, not a curated record
UUUUGGCUCCGGCUGCCUCGCUUUCCAUAACCUUCCUCCGGCGUUUGUUUAGCGCUUUGCUACCCCCGGAGCCAUUCGGGAUUUAGCUCCCCGGAGGAGGAGGAGGAGGCUUUAGAGAGGGUGCGUGUUUCUUCCUCACCCUCCUCUUCCUCGACCCCGAGCCACUGAGCACCUCCGUUUUGCCGCUCUCCCCGCGCAGAUGUCGACCUACAAGCGGGCGACGCUGGACGACGAAGACCCCCUGGACUCCAUCGGCGAAGGCGAUGGAUACCCCAACGGCUUCCAGGUGAAUUUCCGCGGCGCGAGGAGCAGCCCCGGGUGCUGGGCCGAGAGGACGCGCGUCGAGAAGCAACUGGUGGUACUGGUGGGGAUACUGGGGACCGUGCUGGCGGCGUGUCUGCUGGGUCUCAUCUUCCAGUACAGAGCCCGCUCUCCCGCCGUGUGCCUGUCGGAAGCCUGCAUCUCCGUCACCAGCUCCAUCCUCAGCUCGCUGGACCGGGCCGUGAAUCCCUGUGAGGACUUCUUCAGCUACGCCUGCGGGGGCUGGGUCAAGGCCAACCCCCUCCCCGACGGCCACUCGCGCUGGGGCACCUUCAACAACCUCUGGGAGCACAACCAGGCCAUCAUGAAGCAUCUGCUGGAAAACACCACGGCCAACGUGUCGAGCGAGGCGGAGCGCAAGGCGCAGCGUUACUACCAGGCCUGCAUGAACGAGAGCAAGAUCGAGGAGCUGCGGGCCACCCCCCUCAUGGACCUCAUCCAAAAGCUGGGUGGCUGGAACAUCACGGGUCCCUGCGCAGGGGACAACUUCAACGCCACGCUGCGGGAGGUGACGGCCCAUUACCGCACCUCCCCCUUCUUCUCCGUCUACGUCAGCGCCGACUCCAAAAACUCCAACAGCAACGUCAUCCAGGUGGAUCAGUCGGGGCUGGGCCUGCCCUCGCGGGACUACUACCUGAACAAGACGGAGAAUGAGAAGGUGCUGGCCGGGUACCUGAACUACAUGGUGCAGCUGGGGAUGUUCCUGGGAGGCACCGACGAGGAGUCGGUGCGGCAGCAGAUGCAGCAGAUCUUGGAUUUCGAGACGGCGUUGGCCAACAUCACCAUCCCGCAGGAGAAACACCGGGACGAGGAGGUCAUCUACCAUAAAAUGACAGCUGGAGAGCUGAAGGAGCUGGCACCGGCCGUGGACUGGAUGCCCUUCCUCUCUACUGUCUUCUACCCCGUGGAGCUCAACGAGUCGGAGCCCGUGGUGGUCUACGCCAAGGAGUACCUGGAGCAGGUCUCCGACCUCAUCCUGGCCACUGAUAAAUGCCUCCUCAACAACUACAUGAUCUGGAACCUGGUGCGGAAAACCAGCCCCUUCCUCGACCAGCGCUUCCAGGAUGCCGAGGAGAAAUUCAUGGAAGUGAUGUACGGGACGAAGAAGACCUGUCUCCCGCGCUGGAAAUUUUGCAUCAGUGACACAGACAACAACCUGGGCUUCGCCCUGGGGGCCAUGUUCGUCAAGGCCACCUUCGCCGAGGACAGCAAGCAGGUGGCAGAGGAAAUGAUCGCGGAGAUUAAAACAGCCUUCGAGGAAAGCCUGGAGACACUGCAGUGGAUGGAUGAAGAGACGAGGAAAUCGGCCAAAGAGAAGGCAGAUGCCAUCUACAACAUGAUCGGCUACCCCAAGUUCAUCAUGGACCCCAAGGAGCUGGAUAAAGUUUUUAAUGAUUACGAGGCUGUGUCCGACCUCUACUUUGAGAACGUCAUGCAGUUCUACAACUUCUCAGCCAGGGUCACCGCCGACCAGCUCCGGAAACCACCGAACCGGGACCAGUGGAGCAUGACACCUCCAACGGUCAACGCAUACUACUCUCCCACCAAGAACGAGAUCGUCUUCCCCGCCGGCAUCCUCCAGGCCCCUUUUUACACCCGUGCGUCUCCCAAGUCGCUGAAUUUUGGUGGGAUCGGUGUGGUGGUGGGCCAUGAGUUGACACAUGCCUUUGAUGACCAAGGCCGGGAGUACGACAAGGAUGGCAACCUGCGUCCCUGGUGGAAGAACUCCUCGGUGGAGGCCUUCAAGAGGCAGACAGCGUGCAUGGUGGAGCAGUACGGCAACUACACUGUCAACGGCGAGGCCGUCAAUGGCAAACACACCCUCGGGGAGAACAUUGCUGACAAUGGUGGCCUCAAAGCUGCCUACCGGGCAUAUCAAAACUGGCUGAAAAAGAAUGGGGAUGAGGAAACCCUCCCAACUCUCGGCCUCACCAACCACCAGCUCUUCUUUGUUGGCUUUGCCCAGGUGUGGUGUUCGGUUCGCACGCCGGAGAGCUCGCACGAGGGGCUCAUCACCGACCCCCACAGCCCCUCGCGUUUCCGCGUCAUCGGCACCGUCUCCAACUCCCGGGAGUUCGCCGAGCAUUUCGGCUGCCCCCUGGGCUCCCCCAUGAAUCCCCCCAAGAAAUGCGAAGUCUGGUGA